Ornithorhynchus anatinus (platypus) is the source of this 2370-nucleotide messenger RNA. It is a transcript of the gene C1QA, whose product is annotated as complement C1q A chain. The record is from RefSeq and is a predicted model, not a curated record. The transcript has 3 exons. The coding region runs from base 130 to 867 and encodes 245 amino acids. Lineage: Eukaryota; Metazoa; Chordata; Mammalia; Monotremata; Ornithorhynchidae. Gene Ontology annotation, molecular function: protein binding.
AAAGGCACUUCCUCCUUCUGCUCCUGCCUCUUCGGAGGAGACUGCGGGAGAAACGGCCAGGGGUGGAGAGGCCCUGACGGUUGUCUGGUGACGGGGAGGCCCUGACAGUGCUUCAGUGUCAGGGGCAGCAUGGGGUCUUGGGCCUGGCUGGCUGCAGGCCUGGUGGCUCUGCUCCUGGAAUCUGCUCUCCCGCAGGAAGUGUGCAGAGCUCCCAAUGGGCAGUCGGGAAUAGUGGGAGCCCCUGGGCUGAACGGGAGACCAGGGCAGAAAGGUGAUCAAGGUGAACCAGGCUUUGCCGGCAUUCGGACCGGGAUCCAGGGCCCCAAAGGUGAUCAGGGGGAGAACGGUCUCCCAGGGAAGCCGGGGAAUCAUGGCUACAGAGGACCCGAUGGCCCGCCUGGACCCCCGGGGAAUCCUGGACGGAAGGGGAUCAAGGGCGAACAGGGGACAGUCCGACAGCAUUCCCGGCCGGCCUUUUCCGCCGCCCGGAUGAAGCCCCUGUUGUCUAGUGGGAACGUGGUGAUUUUCAACAGGAUCAUCACCAACGAAGAGAGCCGUUACAACUCCCGGACAGGGAGGUUCACCUGCAACGUCCCCGGCUUCUACUACUUCACGUUCCAGGUGGUGUCCAACGGGGAUCUCUGCCUCUUCAUCAUGUCCCUCAAGGCUGGCAGGUCCAAGAGCACCUUGGGCUUCUGCGACAGUAACGGGAGGAGGAUACACCAGGUCAACUCGGGGAGUCUGGUGCUGGAGCUGGGGCUGAACGACCAGGUCUGGCUGGAGACGGACCCCGAGAAGAACAAGAUCUACACUGGAGACGAGGCCGACAGCGUCUUCAGUGGCUUCCUGCUCUUCCCUUCCAAUUGAGCGGGGGUUGGCAUCGGGGUCACGGGGCCUUGGGGAGGGCAGGGGGCACGGGGUUCUGGUUCGUGAGCCUAGUUGCGCCGGAUGCAGAGGAAUGGGCUGGGGAGGUUGACCAGAGAACCAGCUCAGGGCUGGUGAGGGCAGAUGUUCAUAUCUUUCUCCUCUACCCAGAAAACCCCUUAGGACUGAAGGAAAAUGGACCCAGAUCUUAAUUUCCUCUUCCUGUCAGUCCUUUGCAACCCCUUCCUCCCUGCGAGAGAGGCCAAGAAACUCAGCCCCGAAGCCAAGGUUCGUCCCAUCAAUUCACCCAAAGAGCUGGCAUCUCGGCUGCCCUCUGCCCAGCCCUCCACGUCCCAAGAAAACCCCAUGGUGCUCCCGAUUCCUGCCUUGGUGGAAGAGAAUGGAAAGAGCCCACUUGCAGCUGGGUUCAGGGAUUGGUGCUCUGCACAGAAUAAGUGCUCAGUAAAUACCAUUGAUUAAUUGAUUGAUUGAUGGAGGGGUGGGGAGAGCAACCCCUCACCCUUCAGUACCCCAGCUAAUUGCGCCGACUGCCUACUUGGGCCGGGUUGGCUUUGCCCCUUACCACUCUGGUCCAGUAGUUUGGCUUAUCCAUGAACUCCAUUUGGCUAGAAAAGAUGGACUAAAAUGUCUCUAACUCCAAAUCAAAUUGUUCAGUUUUCUCCUUUCCCUCUGCUGCUGCUGCACUAAUCACCGACCCCCACCCACUGCCAUUUCAAGGCCCUCUCACCUGGUUCCCCUCACACCCAAAUAGACGGACUGUCAGUGGACCCAAAACUCCCCCAUCCAAGGUCUAACAACUGGGGAAUCCCCAAACCCCCCACACUAGGGUUCCCCCUUCCUCCCUCCCUUCUUGCGACCCCCCGACCCGAAUUGGACUUUUUCUUUUGGAGUCCAAUCAGGGGAAAGGGGAGAUGGGUGGGGGCUGAAUCCAGUCAGAGUCACUCUUCCUGGCCUCCACUUCCAGCUUGGACUUCUAGCCCCGUCCUGGGAAACUGCAUUAUCCUCCCCUCCCUGUUUAGUCCUUGUCCUUCCCGCCCUUUCAAUCCUCCAAAUCCUUCUGUCCUCUCCCCAACUUCCGACGCUUCACAUCCUCUACACCCUCCUUGUCCUCUCCAUCUUCUCUGUCCUCACAGGGAGCAGAAGACGUGGUAGUUAGCCCUCAUUCCCCCAUCCCCCUCCCUUUUCCCAUCUGGGCUCUGCAGCCCCCUUCCCAGCCCUCAGCCCCCUCCCAUCUCUGGAUCAGAUUUUGUCACUGCUGGACCACGAUGUCUUCAAUGGCCACUACUUCUGCCAACUGGAUCCUACUGGGCCCUCCUACGCUUUCUGCUCUGCCAAUGGAGCCACCCCUGCUGACAGGAUGUGGAGAGGGGGAUUGAAGGGUCUCCCUUCUGCAUUACCCCUCCUACCAUCUCAAAGCAAACCCCAGGACAUACAUAAUGCUGCCAAUAAAUAAAGGACUAACAGGCCUUCUGCUCUUCCACCCAA